Messenger RNA from Acanthamoeba castellanii str. Neff, 1374 nucleotides. Its product is annotated as nucleolar RNAassociated protein alpha isoform, putative. Lineage: Eukaryota; Discosea; Longamoebia; Acanthamoebidae. The record is from RefSeq and is a predicted model, not a curated record. The annotation marks the transcript as partial. The transcript has 6 exons. Gene Ontology annotation, biological process: rRNA processing; tRNA export from nucleus. Gene Ontology annotation, cellular component: UTP-C complex; small-subunit processome; CURI complex.
GGACUGACCUGCGUCGAUCCCAUCGUCGUCGCCAUUCAGCUGGAGCCCAGCGCCGCGUGGCCCGAUGACCUGGCCGCCAUUCGCAAGCUCAAGGCGGCGUUCUACAUCAAGGUGGCCGAGGGGCUGCGCAAGAAGCACGGCCACGUGUGCACCCCCACGCCCCAGUGGGUCGACGUGCAGCUGAAGAGGGAGGGCUUCGUGUUCCGCUUCUUCAUCCACCAGCAGAAGGAGAUCGCUCUCAUGGCCAAGGCCGAAGAGGCAGUGGACGACAAGGCCGCCCUGCCGGAGCGUGUCCUCCAGGCGGCGCAGCACGCCGGUCGCAUGCACGGCUUCUCCCAUCGCCACACCUCCUACCCCAUGGCCACCCGGCUGGCCAAGCUGUGGGUCCACUCUCACAUGUUCUCCGGUUACCUGGCCGAUGUACGUUGCACACACCUGCCUUCUCCUCCUCCGUUCAUGCGGGUGGCUGAUUCGACAUCACGACACGAGCAGGAGAUCAUUGAGUUGUUGGUGGCCCACGCCUACACCAACCCGCGGCCGUUCGAGGAGCCGCACAACCACGUCGCCGGGUUCCUGCGGUUCCUGCACCUGCUGAGCACCUUCAACUGGGAGGAGACGGCCCUUGUCGUGGACAUCGACGGCGAAUUCGACUACGACGACCACCAGCACAUCCAGGCCACCUACGAACGGCUCCGCAGCCUUCAGCGAGCGGCCAAGGAGCGCGGCACCAAGAUCAAGGAGACGGCGCUCUACAUCUCCACCCCGUCCGACAAAUACGGCAGGCUCACGCGGCAUUCGCCCACGCCGCUGAUCUUCAAGCGAGUGGUGGCCUACGCACAGCAGUCCUACCGCAUUCUGCGCGAGCUGGUCGAGAACCCGUUCACCGCCGAGGCCAAGUGGCGGGCGCUGUUCGUGACGCCGCUGACGCCGUACGACGUGCUCAUCCACCUCGAGUCGGCGGUCGGCGCCAAGGGGGGCGCCUCGAGCAAGUACAAGAACCUGCAGCUGCCGACCAAGCAGCCGGUCUACGUGGGCCUCGAUCUGGUGGAGAACUACCUCAGCGAGCUCAGGGCACGGUUCGGACACCUGGCCCUCUUCUUCCACAACGCCCUUGAGGGCCGAGUGAUCGGCGUCGUCUGGAAGCCCGGCACCUUCGCGCCCAAGCCCUUCAAGGUCCUCCACACUGAGUUCGCCGUGCCCGUGUCUCUCCUCCCUGCGGACUCGCCAUUGGUCAAGAAGCUAAACAUUCAGGCGUCGGAUGCGUCCAACACGAAGAGCAAGGUGCCGCAGGUGGUGACCAACAUCUUCGAGCUGCUGCACGACUUUGCCGCCAUGGGCGAAGGCCUCGUGCGGGACGUCCAGCCCAACCUCUGA